AUGCCUUCUACUAUCCAGUCUACCCAAUCCCUGCCAACCUACUUUAUUGGUCAUGCCGGCGUGGGCCUUCUCUUUGAUGAUCGACCUCGAAAUAAAAUUGUUCAAGCCAGCUUGAGGGAUAUUGGGGAAGAAAUCCAAUCUCUUUCACCGCGCCCCAAGGCAGUUGUUGUGUUCAGCGGCCACUUUGAAGCAGGCGAGAUCCAUGGGCCUGGAGUGAUUGAAGUAAAUGUCAAACGUGUGACACAUAUACAGCAUGACUUUGUCAACGAUUUUCAUGACUCCAAGCCGUUCGUCUACGAAUACGACUGGCCGCAUCAGGAUGCACCCGAGCUAGCGGCACAGCUAUGGGAACACCUACGCAAGGCCGGAAUUAAGGCUAAACGUGUGGAGAGAGGAGUGGAUCACGGUGUCUGGGUGCCUUUCAAGGUCAUGUUUCCGAGUGAGAAGCCGCUGGACAUACCUGUAAUUCAAAUCUCGACAUUCCACGGCACUGAUCUCGAGAGCCAAAUUCGUCUGGGUCAGGCCUUGAAGUCUUUACGACAUGAGGGGUAUCUCAUUAUAGGUUCAGGCAUGGCUGUUCACUCGUUCGCCUCGAUUGAUGAGAUUAUACAUGCUGCCACAGAGGAGGAGAGGGAGACCAUCCGGGCCAAGAUCCUUGCCGAGUCGAGGGAUUUUGAUACUCAUCUGAGAGCAGCAGUGACAAAGAAGGACGCAAAUGAGAGAAAUGAAGCUUUGCUGAAGCUGGAGAGCUUGUACGAGUUCAAGCGGUCCCAUCCGACUGUCGAGCACUUCACACCACUCCUGGUUGCUGCUGCUGCGGCUGGAGAUGCGGAUGUGGAAGCCCUAGGCGUGGACUUGGUCGACCCAGGCUUCUCUUAUCUCAAUCUACGUUUUGCUUAG
Penicillium expansum is the source of this 900-nucleotide messenger RNA. Its product is annotated as DODA-type extradiol aromatic ring-opening family dioxygenase. The record is from RefSeq and is a predicted model, not a curated record. The transcript is spliced from 5 exons. Lineage: Eukaryota; Fungi; Ascomycota; Eurotiomycetes; Eurotiales; Aspergillaceae. Gene Ontology annotation, molecular function: oxidoreductase activity, acting on single donors with incorporation of molecular oxygen; ferrous iron binding; zinc ion binding. The coding region runs from base 1 to 900 and encodes 299 amino acids.